This is a messenger RNA of Nerophis lumbriciformis (worm pipefish), 2784 nucleotides long. Its product is annotated as titin-like. The record is from RefSeq and is a predicted model, not a curated record. Lineage: Eukaryota; Metazoa; Chordata; Actinopteri; Syngnathiformes; Syngnathidae.
CGCACAAGUUUCUACUUGUUCACUUACUCCAAUAUGAGUCUGAAGACAGGCUUUGUGGUCCUCCUUCUCUGCGUGCCAGGGCUGCUCGGUGCUGAGUGGGGGGGGACCUACACUGAGAAGGAGAUCUGUGCAAUUAAAGGAUCCACUGUGAAGCUUCAGUGCUCCUUUAAGUUCCCUCCCACAGAAGACGGGCAUGUGAUCAAGGUCAAGGAAAAAUUUUGGUUCACCAAAGAUCCAAAUGAAGAUCUGAGACUGGAACCUCAGUACUUUGGUGGCGUGCAGUCUGAGUGUCAUGGCAACAUCUGCAAUCUGACCAUCGCAGACGUGAGACGGAGUGACAAGUACACGUUCAGAUUCACAACUAACCAUUCCAGAGGAGACUUCACCGUCAGGCCUGGUGUCAAAGUGAACGUCACUGAUCUGAAAGUACAAGUGACCUCAAGUCCCAGUUAUAUUGGGCGAAAAUAUUGGUAUGAUCUGAAGUGUGUCAGCACCACUUGUAGUCCUCGGUCUCCUUCUUCAUACGUCUGGUAUAAGAAUGGAGAGGAAAUCCCAAAUGCAAAGUCUCAAGAGUACAAAGUAGAGCAUAACUACACAAACAGUUACUCCUGUGCUGUAAGAGGACACGAGCAAGAUGUGUCUCCUCCAGAGUGUGUGUUGAACAGGUUAUGUAACAAGGUGGUUUACUACAAGAGACACAUCUGUGCCAUCCAAGGAUCAUCAGUGGACAUUAGCUGUGAAUACACGAGCUAUGGAUAUACCCAGACACAAUUGUGGUACCGUGCAGAUUCUAGUCACUGGGGAAAUCUCUCCAUGACUGAAGAUCUCCUGUCAGACCCUCAGUAUGAAGGUCGUUUUGAAUUACCUUCAGAGACUUCUGGAAAUAGCACACUGAGAAUAAAAGAUGUGAGGCAGAGUGAUUCUGCUGAGUACCGUUUCAAAUUCACCACUUAUUAUGGUGUUGAAUGGAGGAGUAUUUUACCUGGAAUCACCUUGACAGUAGCAGCUGUGCAGGUGCAGGUGAUGUCAGUCAGAGUUGAAGAUUCUCACCUUGUUGCACAAAUGUUGUGUCACACAAGCUGCCUUCCAGAAGCUCCUUUGUCUUUUGUGUGGCAUCACAAUGGAGUGAAUAUAAAGCAAGGAACCAAAGUAGAAGUCACCUUGUCACCUGGAGACUACAUCACCUGUACUGCACAACAACAUCAACAUAUCAGCAUCUCUCCUCACUUGUAUGUUCUGAAAAGACCCUCAGUGUCUCUAAAUGAUACUGGUGACAUAUUGGAGGGUCGUCCACUGACACUGACCUGCAACAUCGACAACUACGACUACCCCUCAGCAACAGUUGAUUACUGCUGGUACAAGAAGAAGAAAGUGUCUUCAAAAGUUAAAGUCCUCAGUAAAGAUCCACAACUGGUCUUCAAGUCCAUCAAGUCUUCAGACUCAGCAGAGUAUUGGUGUACUGUGGAGAACCAGCUGGGGAAGAAGAAAUCAGAACCCGUCUUCAUUGAUGUCCAAUGUUCCUGGGUCCUCACAAUGGCGGCAGCUGUGGGCUCAGUCGCUAGCGUUGUUCUGGUGGUCCUGGUUCUCACCGCCUUCCUGGUGUUGAGGAAAAGGAGGCAAUCAAAGAAGUCCAAAGCCCAGUCCAGGGUGGGCGCAGCUUGUGGCGAGGCUCCAAACCAGGAGAGGAAUGAAGUCGUCUAUUCUGAGAUCCGCUUCGCCAAUUCAAGCGACGGUCCUGUCGACGCCAACACCACGCCAGUCAUGCCCCUCAGACGCCUGGUGGAGGAGGAGGAAGAUGGCUUGGAGUACGCCACGGUUAAAAGUUGCGUCUCUGGGCCGAAGCCACAAGGUGGCGCUGGUGAGAACCUCAACUGAUGAAGACGCCCAACGCAGUAGGGAUGGAUGCAGCUUCUGAACUGUUGCUCGUCUUUUCACUUUUUUGGGAAUGAAUCAACCUCAGGCCCAGCAGGACUCACAUUCAAAUAAUCCAAAUAAGUACAGGAAAUACAUAAAUACAAAAAAUUGUCGCAUCUCGCUUCCAAGUUUGCAGCUUCACUCUCUGGCAGAUUUUUUUAAAGCAUGUUUUACUUCUUUUUGGCCUAAAUUACGCAUUUUCCAGCAUAAACAUGUCUGAAUGAAGUAAAAAAGAUCACUACUACAGUAUUAAUGGCCACUAGACAAGACCAAACCAAUCAGAAUGCACGCUUCAGUAUCGUGGCCAAUGAUUGGCUCAGCCUCAGCCAGCAUUACCAGAUUGUAUCAAAGAAAUGAACAAGUGACAAAAGGGUUUUAUACCAUUUUUGGGGGGUUAUAAUCAUGUUUAAAAAACAUUUUUAGAAGGUCAGAAGCAGUUUUUGUUUAUUCGCAAUUUAGGAAAAUAUUUAUAAUAUAGACUUGGCGGUAAUGAAUUUACCAGGACCAAAUGAGGGUUCACUCUACUAGGAUCGUGUAUUCAAGUGCAUGUCAACACACGUUGAAAAGGUAUUAUACUUCAAAAAGGGAAAUGUUUCAGGGUUGUUUUUCAAUGCUGAUGAUUAUAGUUUAAUAAAGGAAAAUAGAAAUUCAGUCGAUCAUAAAAUGUAAACAAUCGUCGAAAAGACGAUCGUAAACGACUGAUUUGUGCACCAAUCAGCUUCCUGAGCCUCGUCUUGAUUGAAAUAUGUUUGCAUGUUAUUCUCAUAAUUUCCUGUAAAUACUUCAAAAUGUUUUUACUGGACCACUAUCUGUGUCUUUUAUAAUUGUAUUUUAUUGUAUUGAUUCGUUUUUAUGUUUUAUUCAAUUUUA